CGCUGACUUGUUUUAAUAAACAUAUUGCUCCUCUCAGUUCCUGCGUGUUUUCUUUUACCGUCUUCUGACUGAGUUGAACUCUUUGGUGAAAAUCAAAUAAAACCAACAAAGCAUCUCAGAUUUCUCUGAUCAAAACUCAACACGUCUGCUGUUUAAACUGAAGUUGUUGUGGUUACCUGAAAAAUCGCCACACAAGAAGGCAAUUGACUAUUUGUACACACCACAAGGGUGUCCUGGGAUGGAGCAAAAGGUGGAAUCUCAUCCCUCUAAUGAGAGCACAUAAGAGAUCUUUUAGCAUAAUGCAUUUCAGUAGAAAACCGCCACCGACUUCAGCUUCAAAAUGUCGACGGAGUUUGUGAACUUGUACGUCAACAGAUUUUUGAUUUUGUACCUUGGACCUUUUUCCACAGCAGAACAUGUGGACUCGUAGGAAAAGCACAGGUGUUACUGACAGCAUUAUGACAGCGUGUCCCACCAGGCCGUGACACUGCGACCCUGGAAACGAAGCAGCUCAAUGCAGUUCGGCCACUAUGACAUUUAUCUUUAAUUAUUUACACCUGCGAGCUCAUGACUGGUCAAAAUGCCUUCAGUGAAAACAGCCUACGUUCUGAUAUGGGAGUUCUGAUAGAGAGUCCAUUGCAUGUGAGGGCUCCAGAGAGCCCAGCGGUGUCUCUCAGGAUGGUACCAAGACAAAGAGAAGCAAGAGGAAGGGCAGCCAUGACAGACAGGAACCCGGCGAGAGGAGGAGGGUCAGCAGCCACGGCUCUGCACGGGGUCAGAGGUCACGGAAGAAACUCUCGCAGGGCAUCAGUCGCAGCAACGUGGAUGUUACCUGUGCUACGACAGCACUGCUAGCAUGGAUAAAACUGAGAGAAAGCAACAACCACAAAGGAUUUUAGGUCAACAGUUCAGGUUCAGGAAGUGACAGCACAACUCAGGGCUCAAAUAAUGCAGCCCUGCCACACAGCCAAUGGAUUCACGAGGAGAUCCAAAAGGUUCGUCUGGCAGCGAGAGAACUUCAUGUUCACGCAGAGUCAUCAGGAGGCUCGAGGUUCAGGGAGGCUACAGUCACUGCUUGGCACAUGACUUACAGAGCGCACCACUGUUUUCUGUAAGCCAUAAAAAGGAAAUGAUGUCACUAAACAUCCUGGGAGGACUCUCAUAACUGACCUGAGGACAGCUGCAAUUAGGCUAAUCCUCAUGUUGUUGUUUCAGCGCUGGGAUUAAUUUGUGAGUGUUAUGUAUGUGCACACGUGAAAACAGCACAGGGUUCACACCGGUUGAGUUUACCCUCAGUCAACAAUCUAAACAAAAGGUACGACGGAUGGCGUGUGAAUCGGGAGCAGUAAUCAGUCCAGAAAGAGCGAGGAGGAUGAGAAGGGACGAGAGGGCGUGCUCGAACACUCUGCUAAUCCAGAAUGAUCCUGUGAGUCAGCCUUAGUCCUGGCCAGAGCCACAUUAAUCUACGAGCACCUCGCCGUCUGGGGGUCGGCGGGGAUAUAAACACAGGCAGAGCGGCCCGAAACCAGCUUCUGGAUCUUUUACAAAAGCCAAAACUUAAAUUUCAGCUUCUGCUCCUCCUGGAUUUUUCAUUUUAGCGGAACACAUGGCGCUCCUGAGGUCAGGCUGGCUGUGGAGACAGACUUCCGUCCUAAAACGUUGGAAGUUAAACUGGUGCGACCUUUGGAUAGACGGGAGUCUUUGCUUCUACAAGACUGACAGCAGGCGAGAGCUGGAGCACCGCGUCAGCCUCAAGAUAGCCUGCGUGGAUGUGAGAUCUGGUCUGGAAUGUGGAGGUAUGACUCCCCCAGAGAAUAAUCCCAGGGAGAACCGCGUCAUGGUUGUGCUCAAAGAUGGCUCAACAGUCAACCUGUGUGCCAACAGUGAGGAUGAAUCCAUAGCGUGGAAACUGACUCUGCUAGAGACCAGGAGGAACCCGGUGUUCACAUACGACCCGUACGACGACGCGUACCAAGCAGUCCCCAUCAACAGCUACCAGACGGUCUACAUCACGCCUGGAGCAGGACCGGGGACCCACCAGGUGGUUGUUCAGAGGGACCCAUUUGACGGAGUGGUGGAGACGGUAGCACUGGGAUUGCUGGCAGGAAUGGCAGCAGGAACAGCCAUGCGAUCCUUCCUCUGGAUGCCCCUCUUCUUCUGCUGAGGCGACAUGACAAGCCUACACACCGCCUGUCUGUGUGUCUGUCAGCUCCCACGGACCGUGAACCUGACAUCAGCAUGUGUAGAAAGGCUCUGUCCCUCCCACAAACCCUCACCUUUUCUAUCACGUCUCUUCAAAUCUGCUGUGACAAACAGCCAAACUUCUGCUUGUUCAGUUUUUGUCUUGUGUGCACUUUUGCAUAUCAGACUCAAGAAGCUGAAAAGGAUUCUUCGUAACUGUGUGUUCUUCAUACUGAAUCUACCAACAGGAAGUCAGUUUUGUAUGUGAAUCUUAUUUUAUCUGCUGCCUGAAUUUUACACUUUACAAGCUUAAUACACAUGUAGCCUGUACUAGGAACUAAACUGAAGUAUUAAAAUAUAAUUAGUAAUGGUGAUUUCAAAUCUUUUUUGACUGCAUACAACAAGCAAAUCCUUAAUGGGUUUUUCUGUAGUUUGAUAAAGCACGUUGAUGAAUUAGCUUUCAGCCACUUUGCGAGGUCUUCGGCAGUGGAUGGAGUUCGCCGAGUUGUUACAGAGAUGGAUCUCUUGACACCAGUUCUGAGCCUUAGCUUCUUCUUCAUCCGCUCAUAAGGCUGAAAGCUCGGGCAGAGGAGAGUAAACUGACCCUGAGCUGUGAUCGUUCGGCAGCGUCAAGAAUGAACUUUUAAUUGUAAACACAGACGAAUGGCCGCAAAAAAACGGUUUGGAUGAACUGAGCCGUCAACAGAUCCACAUCCACUUGCUUCAUUCACUGGUGUCGAAAAA
Molecule: messenger RNA, 2925 nt
Organism: Scatophagus argus
Lineage: Eukaryota; Metazoa; Chordata; Actinopteri; Scatophagidae
Gene: plekhb1
Product: pleckstrin homology domain containing B1
Exons: 6
Coding region: 1607-2164 (185 amino acids)
Biological process (GO): regulation of cell differentiation
Cellular component (GO): membrane
Source: RefSeq, a predicted model, not a curated record